Plutella xylostella (diamondback moth) is the source of this 504-nucleotide messenger RNA. Lineage: Eukaryota; Metazoa; Arthropoda; Insecta; Lepidoptera; Plutellidae. The record is from RefSeq and is a predicted model, not a curated record.
AUGAAUUCGAUCGAACAGCUUCACUUUAACAACCGCCUUGAAAUAUGCGGAAUCCAACUAAAUGAGAAGGAAGACCCGAUGGCAGUCACCAAGCAGAUCUGCGAGAAGUUGAAGCUAAACGCUGAGGAUAUAAUGGCAGCACAGACUAAGAUAUCCCGUGCACCGGCUGCAAAGAAGAGGAACCCGCCGACCGUGCUGGUGACGCUGCGCGAAGGUCGCCGCGACGGAUGGAUGGAGUCGUCGAGAGCCGCCACGCUGACCAACGCCGAGCUGGCCCGCGAGGGAGGCAGGAUCUUCCUGCGCGAGGCCCUCACCCCGGCUACGAGCUUUCUUCUAUGGAAGGCUAAGACGGAACUUAGGGAAUCCAACAUGUAUAAAUUUGUGUGGUGCAAAAAUGGUGUGGUGCUAAUAAGAAAAAGUGAAAAUGAUAAAAUCCAAUCAGUGAGAUCUGUGAGUGAUAUUGAAAAGUUCAAGAAUGAUGGGAAACCUAAGCCUGCGUGCUAG